AUGGUCAAACCAUUGUCUUUUAAAGGUGAUAAGAAAACGAAGAAAAGAAAGCGCGUUGAUACCGCUGAGAAGUUUGGGGAUUCCGAAGCGACAGCCUCCCAAGCAAUUGCAAAACCCCAGGAAGAAGACGACGCGCCAGAUGAUGAUACCUGGGUGACGGCAGAAGCUGCAGCUGAUGUAGUUGGGCCGGUGGUAUUUGUUUUACCUUCAGAUCCACCAUCAUGUAUAGCCUGCGAUACAAAUGGAAAGGUAUUUGCAAGUGCGCUGGAGAAUAUGAUCGAGAACAAUCCCACCACUGCCGAACCUCACGAUGUAAGACAAGUAUGGGUUGCCAACAAAGUAGCAGGUACGGAGACUUAUAGUUUCAAAGGUCACCACGGAAAGUAUUUAAGUUGCGAUAAAUUCGGAAUUCUAUCAGCCAAUACCGAAGCUGUGUCGCCCUUGGAAUCCUUCUUAUCGAUUCCAACAGCCGAUACUCCAGGUACAUUUCAGAUACAAACACUGCGAGAUACGUUCUUGACGAUAAAGCCACUUGCAUCCGCAAAGGAGAAUGCUUUGCCAGAGAUCCGAGGAGAUGCUGAUGCAAUCAAUUUCAAUACUACUUUACGAAUUAGAAUGCAAGCAAGAUUCAAACCAAAAUUGAAGGCUUCCAAAGAAGAAAGGGCCAGUCAGAAAAUAAGCAGGAAGGAAUUAGAAGAUGCCGUUGGCCGAAGACUGGAUGAUGAUGAGGUACGGAAACUCAAGAGAGCAAGGAAAGAAGGCGAUUACCAUGAGGCAUUACUUUUGAUCAAGGUAAAGAACAAGCAUGAUAAAUUCUUCGCCUCAGAUGUUUUCGAAGUCAAGGGUGCAGAGCCAAUAUAUAUCUACGAUAUUGUGCCAGUCGCAGCUGGACUCGCAUCCAUUUCAUCAGAUGACUGUUUACGGUUGCUAGAUCCAACGGCUUUGAACGGCCAACCACUGAACACUAUUAAGAAAGUCAAUUCUGAUGUUACAUGUCUGAAGACUAUCGGAAACGGCGAUAGUUCUAUUGUGGUCACGGCUGGAAGGGAUGGAAAAGUGUGUUUGAUUGACCCAAGGACUGCUGGAAAGGUCGGAGAGGUUCAGAGUGACCAAGGCGCUCCGGUUCUAUCUUUAGCAUGCUCAAAUACAAACGGCAUCGCUGCUGGAACAGAAUUAACGAAUCACCAAGCAACUGUUUCAAUUUGGGACGCAAGAUCUUUAGCUGCUCCGAUCGUACAGUACGUGGAAAGUCACAGUGACGAUGUUACAGAGCUACAAUUUCAUCCAACUCAACAAUCACUUCUAUUGUCUGGUUCUACGGAUGGUCUCGUCAAUAUAUAUAAUAUCACCAUCUCAGAAGAGGAAGAAGCCCUCCAUCAGACAAUCAACCAUGGUCAUUCAAUACAUCACGCCAACUUCCUGAGCGAAACCGAUAUCUUUGCUCUUUCACAUGAUGAAAAAUUCUCUAUGUACGAGCUAGUAACAAACCCAGAAGAGGGUGUUGAAGAGCCAGCUCCAGUGGUAUAUGGUGAUAUGAGAGAAAACCUUGGAGGCGAAUAUGUAGCAAACGUUCUAUGCAGACCAGACGGAGGAGCUGUCUUAGGGACCGGACGUCAUAGCAAGAAUGAUUUCGAUUUGAUACAAUUGAAAAAGGGAAAGCCUUGGGUAUUUGCUCCUGAGACGAAGGUUACACUUGAUGGUGCUCAUGGAUCAGAGAUCAUCAGAUCGUUUUGCUUCCUUGAUUCGCAUAGAGCAGUAUUGACUGCUGGUGAAGAUGGACAAAUCAAGUCAUGGACGGUUUUAUGGCACUUCAUUCUUCCAAUAUGUUAUGCGCAGGCUCAGGAAGAAGAGCUAGCGACGUCUCUCACAGCAGAAGGGAGUCCAAAGCCGUCUAUUCAAGCUCAACCGUCUGCAGCUCAAGAAUCACAUCGAGCGCCACCAAUAAGGAAUACAGCUGAAAAUGAGUUAGUUGACAAAGCUUUACAUUCCCUUCAACGUUACGAACGAACACAUCCACGUUCCACCUCCAAUCCUUCCGGAAUUGUCAAAACUUUGACGCAAUAUGUCGUUGCAAGUCUUCCCAAAUUGACUCAAGGGCCGCCACCGGAUGGAAGGAGCCCGGCGCAUAAUCAAGCUCCAGGCCCAGUCGCAGAAGCAGUGCAACUUUUGGAGCAAGCAGCUCAUGUCAAUAACUCCGAUGCUAUCUAUCUCCUGGCACAAAUUAACUUCUACGGGAAUUACUCAUAUCCCAAAGACUAUAGCGAGGCAUUCAGGAGAUAUCAUCAAUUGGCAUCAUUGGAUGGAAACAGUUCGGCACAACAUAUGGUUGGAUUCAUGUAUGCAACGGGAAUUGGAGGAGCUGUUGCGCAGGACCAAGCAAAAUCUUUGCUAUACCAUACCUUUGCCGCUGAAGGAGGAAGUAUGAGAUCUGCGAUGACUCUUGCUUAUCGACAUCAUAGUGGCAUCGGUAUGUCAAGAAAUUGCGAUUCGGGAAUCAAAUAUUACAAGAAAGUGGCGGAUAAAGCAAUCGAAUGGCAUCGAUCCGGACCACCAGGAGGUAUGGCAUAUGUUCAGGAUUCUUAUCAACUUGCAGAUGACGAUGGAGGAGUCUAUGGGGAAGGAGCAAGUUUUAGUAGCGCCGGACACAAUGCAAAGGGCGGAGGACCAAGUUCAGAUGCCCACGCCGCACUAGAUGAUGUUCUAGAAUAUCUCGAUUUGAUGUCUAGAAAAGGCGACUUCAAGGCAACUUUCAGCUUAGGACGCAUUCAUUACGAUGGCCAAAAGGGACUUCCACGAAAUUUGAAGAGUGCGAAAUGGUAUUUCACAAAGGUUGCCAAAUUAUAUUGGACGAGAAAUGGAAAGAUCAUCGAAAAUGAUAAACCGCAACUGGACAAAAUUGCUGCCAAAUCCGCAGGCUAUCUUGGACGAAUGUACCUCAGGGGGGAGAGUGUUGAUCAGAGCUACGAAAAAGCCCAGACUUGGUUCGAACGCGGCAUUAAAAAUGGAGAUGCUGGUUCUCAAUAUGGAAUGGGUUUGAUGUAUCUUCAUGGCCUAGGAGUACCCAAAAAUUCCGUGUUAGCACAGCAAUACUUCAAAGCUUCUGCCGAUCAAGACUACGCGCCUGCUCAAGUUAACCUAGGAGCUAUGUAUCUAGAUCAAGGUACUGAUAAUGAUAUCAAGGUUGCAAAUCGAUAUUUCGAACUCGCUGCACGUUAUGGUAAUAUUGAAGCUUAUUACUACCUCGCCGAACUUAUUGAUCAGGGAGUUGGCCGGGACCGAAGUUGUAGUUUGGCAACUGCAUACUACAAGAAUGUUGCGGAGAAAGCAGAACCACUUCUGACGUCCUUCGCCGAAGCAAAUAAUGCAUAUGAUCAAGGUGAUCUCGAAUUGGCUUUGAUUGGUUAUAUGCAUGCAGCUGAACAAGGAUACGAAAAAGGGCAAUCCAAUGUUGCAUAUAUCCUCGAUGAACAAAAGUCGAAAUUGACCAUACCGUCCUGGCUAACCCUUGUAUCCACCACUCGACCUAAAUUAUUACAGAAUGCGGCACUUGCACUGCUUUAUUGGACUAGAGCUUCUAAGCAAGCAAAUACAGACGCUUUAGUUAAAAUGGGUGAUUAUUAUCUUAAUGGUAUCGGCACACCGGUAGAUUUAGAGAAGGCUGCAGCUUGUUAUACAUCCGCAUCUGAAUUUCCUCAAAGUGCCCAAGCAUUAUACAAUCUAGGCUGGAUGCAUGAGAAUGGUGUUGGCCUUGAUCAAGAUUUCCAUCUCGCAAAGAGAUAUUAUGAUCACGCUUUGGAGACGAAUGAAGAGGCAUAUCUACCUGUAACUCUUAGUUUGUUAAAACUACGCAUUAGAAGUGCAUGGAAUUCAUUCACACAUGGCAAAAUAAAUUCUAUCAUUGACGAACCAACUCCUAAAAAACAAUGGUCUCUAGCGGAAUGGGUUAGCAAUUUCUUGCAAGAUGAUCAUCCAUACUACGCCGAUUACGACGCAGAAGAUGCUUAUGGUUCUGUCCAUGACCCCAUGCCAGGUGGUGAUGCGGAUGGACUUUAUGAUGACAUCCUUGAUGACGGCUUGGUGGAAAGUCUUAUUAUCAUUGGCUUAGCAGCUGCACUAGUGUUCUUGAUAGUAUAUAGACAACAGAGGCAGGAGGCGCAUCGAAGAGGUGAAGCACCUGCGAAUGCACAACAACAACCGGCGAAUGGAGAGGUCCAAAAUGGAGGACUGUUUCCACAACCAGGUGAUGCGAAUUUCAACGAUUGGGUGGCGGGUGGUGUGGGACAUUAA
Molecule: messenger RNA, 4287 nt
Organism: Botrytis fragariae
Lineage: Eukaryota; Fungi; Ascomycota; Leotiomycetes; Helotiales; Sclerotiniaceae
Product: putative ubiquitin-protein ligase sel1 protein
Exons: 10
Coding region: 1-4287 (1428 amino acids)
Biological process (GO): ERAD pathway
Cellular component (GO): endoplasmic reticulum membrane
Molecular function (GO): protein binding
Source: RefSeq, a predicted model, not a curated record